UCCAGAAAACAAGCUUGGAUCAAUUAUUGGUGCUAAGGAGACGUAGAAGACUAAUCCGUGCGAGACGAAUGGUACUGAUUAAAACCCUGAGAAGACGGAGGGCUAUGAGGUGGAUACAUCCACGUGCGCAGCUAUGGUGGGAUGUUAUCGUUCCUGACUUUAACAACGAGCAGUUUAUGAGGAACUUUCGGGUGUCACGGGAGUCCUUUAACUACAUCUGUCGUAGUCUAGGUCCCACUUUGAAAAAGAAAAAGGCCAACCACCGUUUGUGUGUACCUGUGAAUAAAUGUAUUGGCGUGGCACUGUGGAGACUGGCCACCAACACUGAUUGCCAGAGAGUGAGUCACCUUUUUGGCGUUGGUAUUGCGACUGUUUGGCACUGCGUUCAGGACUUCUGCAAUGCUGUUAUAAAAGUGCUGCUUCCUGAACACCUCAAGACCCCAGAUGCUAGGAAGUUGGUAGAGAUGGCAACGUUUUUUAACAACAGAUGGGGAGCACCUCAAUGUGUUGGAGCAAUAGACUGUAGCCACAUUCCCAUAACAGCACCAGAACUGUACCCAAAAGACUACUACAACAAGAAAGGGUGGCAUUCCAUCAUAAUACAGGCUGUUGUUGAUGGAAGGGGUCUGUUCUGGGACGCGUGUGUCGGCCAUCCUGGGAGUGUGCAUGAUUCACGAGUGCUUAAACGGUCAUACCUAUGGGAAAUGACAAGCGAUGGACAGUUUUUCAGCCAACACACUGUCAGUAUCUCUGGUCAUGAUGUAGGACACUACUUAAUUGGAGACCCUGCAUACCCGUUGAAAACUUGGCUGAUGAAGCCAUUUUCUGAUACAGGUCAACUUACCCCACAGCAACAGAGGUACAAUGUCAGAUUAAGCAGCGUGAGGGCAAUCGUGGAGACGACUUUCGGGAGACUAAAAGGCAGAUGGAGGUGCCUAUUAAAGAAAAAUGACUGCCAUUUGGAUCUUAUGAAGAAGAUGGUUCUGGCCUGUUGUGUGUUGCACAAUAUUUGUGAAGAGCAUGGGGAUCAGUGCAUUGAUGAUGUUCCAGUGGUGCAUGUGAACAUGGAGCCACAUGUUCGCAUGUUACAAGAAUGUCAACAAGCGGAAGGAGCUGAUGUACGAGCUGCAUUGCUAGUGUAUUUUAACUCUGUCUGAUAUAUUGACCAAAACUACUGCUCUUUACAACACUAUCACAUGCACCCAUUGCAUUCAACAGUACACAGUCGUUGUUGUUUAUUUAAAAAAUGUAA
Trichomycterus rosablanca is the source of this 1252-nucleotide messenger RNA. RefSeq lists its product as uncharacterized. The transcript is spliced from 2 exons. NCBI's taxonomy places the organism in Eukaryota, Metazoa, Chordata, Actinopteri, Siluriformes, Trichomycteridae. The record is from RefSeq and is a predicted model, not a curated record. The coding region runs from base 69 to 1157 and encodes 362 amino acids.